Fusarium graminearum PH-1 is the source of this 710-nucleotide messenger RNA. RefSeq lists its product as uncharacterized. The record is from RefSeq and is a predicted model, not a curated record. Bases 128 to 433 code for a protein of 101 amino acids. Gene Ontology annotation, biological process: proton motive force-driven ATP synthesis. The transcript is spliced from 5 exons. NCBI's taxonomy places the organism in Eukaryota, Fungi, Ascomycota, Sordariomycetes, Hypocreales, Nectriaceae.
GGGACCAAAUCCAUCUCGACAGAACCUCCUUCUCCAGCCCUUUAAUUGAGCGUCAUUCAGAUCCUCGACGGACCAACGCGGCAAUUGACCAAUUCCCGAGUCUCGAACCCUUCGAAAUACCGACAUCAUGAGCUUCGUCACCCGCCGAGCGCUCUCGACGCUCAUUCCUCCCAAGGUCGCUUCUCCCAAGGCCAUUGGCGCCGCUCCUGAUGCUAUCCGCAUGCAGCGUGUCGUCAGCUUCUACGAGAAGCUUCCCCGAGGUGCCGCCCCCGAGGUCAAGGCUAAGGGUCUCCUCGGCCGAUACCAGGCCAAGCACUUCGGCAAGAACCCUACUGCCAAGCCCAUCAUUCACCUGAUUGUCUUCCUCGUCGGUAUUGGUUACGCCCAGAACUACUAUUUCCAUCUCCGUCACCACAAGAACAACGCUCACUAAGCGAGUGACUUUUUGAUACCUUAGAUGGAUCGCUGUGUGAGAGGGAGCGGGGGUCGUGUACAUAUAAACUCCGGAAACUUCGCGGUCGAAUACGCGACUUAGCUUCCCUAUGUAUCUCUAACAAGCAAGUGAAGUGACACUACUAUCACGUUUUGGUUAUAUGAUGGCCUGCCUUUGAUUCCUAUAGCUGUGUUUGUGGUUAGCGAAAGCUUCCGCCUGAGAGGUGGGCUGAUGAUAUUGCUGCGCAGCUUAGCACUGUCAUGCUAUGCUCUUGGUU